UUCUCUGGACUUUAAUGUACUCUUUAAAUGUUCGUUAAUGGAAAUAAUAAUUGUAAAAUCGAUUCGACGGUUAAAAAAUGAGUGAUUCCAAUAAAAAAAGUAUGAAAAACAGUUCCACCUUUGGAAAAAUUAGUUUUAAGUUAACUACCAAAUCGGUUGACGAUAUUGUCAGUAAAAGUAGUAGCUCAGAGGAUGUAAACGAGUCAAAUUUAGAGAGUAAUAAAACUGAAACUGGAUUCGGUAUAUUCAGCAAAAAAGCUGAGCCACACAGUGAAGUUAUAGUAGCUAUAAGGCCUGAAGAUGAAGAAGAGAAUGAGAAGUUACAGAAUGUCAUGGGUAUGUCAUCGUUUGGAAAAAAAGCUCGGUGUUUUGAUGUAGAAGAAAUGAUGGAGAAUAUCAAGAAAACUAUAGUUAGCAAGCCAGCAACUAAGACAGUUGACCAUCAACAGGGUAGUAGUACAAGUGACGACAAGUCAGAGAACGAUGAUAAUGACGACGACGAUGAUGAUGAUGACUUUAUUGGCCCUCCGAUUCCCCAAUCACUCCUGCAAAGUGAAAGCAAUCAAGAAGAAAAAACAAAAAAAAAGAAACAAAAGGAUGAUAGUGAUAGCGAGGAUGAUGAAAGUGACGACAGUGAUAACAAUGAAGAGGAUGACGAAGAAAAUGAGUUGAUAAACAAGAUUCCCUGCACUCAUCAAGUGACCAUGACACACGGACUCAAAGCCAUAACGGCAAUUGCAGCUGAUCCUUCUGGUGCUCGACUUGCAUCAGGAUCUGUGGAUUAUGAUAUUAGUUUCUGGGAUUUUGGUGGCAUGGAUGCUUCUCUAAAAAGUUUUAGGACCCUUCAACCGUGUGAGAAUCAUCCUAUAAGGUGUCUUCAGUAUUCGAUGACGGGUGACGUUAUUCUAGUGGUGUCUGGAUCUGCCCAAGCAAAAGUUUUGGAUAGAGAUGGCUUUGAAAAAUGCGAGACUGUCAAAGGAGACCAAUAUAUAACUGACAUGGCAAGAACAAAAGGACACACAGCUUCUUUGAAUAGCGGAAGUUGGCACCCUUUCACUAAAGAAGAAUACCUGACAUGUUCUCAGGAUGGUACUUGCAGGACUUGGAUUCUGUACAAGGCCAAGGCACACAAGGCUGUGAUAAAGUGUAGGGCUCAAAGCGGAGUCAAGACUGUACCUACAACCUGUGCGUACAGCAGGGAAGGUACUGUCAUAGCAGCCGGAUGUAUGGAUGGAUCAAUACAAAUGUGGGAUAACAGAAAAAAUUUUGUCAAUCCAUCUCUGAUAAACAGAAAUGCACAUAAUCAAAGUUCAGAAAUUUCUUGUCUCAGUUUUUCUUAUCUUGGUCAUAUGAUGGCCACCCGUAGCUGUGAUGACACCUUAAAACUCUGGGAUCUGAGGGCUUUCAAAAAUCCACUUUUUGUGGCAUCAGACUUAUUCUCCAGAUAUGAAUCCACAGACUGUAUGUUCAGUCCUGAUGACUCGAUGAUCGUAACCGGCGAGUCAUUGGCUAGAGGCAAGUCAAUGGGAAGAUGUUUAUUUUAUGACACAAAGAGUCUGCAACUCGUCCACGGCAUAGAGGUAACAGAGUCACAUGUGAUCAAAACCCUGUGGCAUCCCAAGCUUAAUCAGAUAUUUAUUGGAUGCGGAAACGGUGUCAUUAAAGCUUACUACGACAUAAAGAAGAGUUUGCGCGGAGCAAAACUGUGCGUAGUUAAACAAAGGUAUAAGCAAAAGCACGUCGAAAUGAUGGCAACCCAGCAAAUUAUCACGCCCCACGCGCUGCCUCUCUUCAGACAAGACAGGCCUAAAUCUGUGAGGAAGCAGAUGGAAAAAGACAGACAAGACCCGUUGAAGUCUCAUAGACCUGACCUUCCCAUCACCUCGGGACAAGGUGGCAGAGUCGCCUCCUCUGGUGGUACUCUUAGCUCAUACGUCAUUCGAAAUCUGGGACUAAGUAAAAGAGUGGAGGAUGAUCAGGAUCCUCGCGAGGCUAUAUUGAAGUACGCGAAAAUAGCGGAAGAAGAACCCUUCUGGAUCACACCGGCUUACAAAAAAAACCAGCCUAAACAGAUUUUCCAAACGGACGAGGGCGAAGAAAGCGAGCCAUCCAGUAAAAAACAAAAAACUUGAAUGGAUUAAUGUAUGCAAAUAAAUUUUUUUGUAAUAAAAAACUCUAAGCCAUUAUAA
Messenger RNA from Copidosoma floridanum, 2189 nucleotides. RefSeq names its product gastrulation defective protein 1 homolog. Gene Ontology annotation, cellular component: site of double-strand break; nucleus. NCBI's taxonomy places the organism in Eukaryota, Metazoa, Arthropoda, Insecta, Hymenoptera, Encyrtidae. The record is from RefSeq and is a predicted model, not a curated record. Gene Ontology annotation, molecular function: protein binding.